AUGGUUGUCAUAGCAAUUCAAGAUGCUAAAAGAAAAGAAGUCAGUGAAGAAUGGUUUAAUGCAUGGGAUCUUCCCAUUUGCUCAGCUGUUGUUGAAUUCAUCAACAAACCUGGGAUUCCAGAGGCACCGACGGAGCAGAAAUCCAGUCCUGAAAUGCAACGCAAGUCAGUCACAAAACUGCCUCUUUGCUUCAGAAAAAUGCACAGGAUGCUGUGUACGUGCAGAGAUGGCUGGAAAGCAUAUUACAGGCAGUCUGUCUUUUUAGCAGGCUUGGGUUUAGCCUUCUUGUACACCACAGUGCUUGGCUUUGACUGUAUCACUACAGGGUACGCCUACACGCAGGGGAUCAGUGGCUCUCUUCUCAGCAUACUCAUGGCUCUUUCUGCCUUCUCAGGACUAAUGGGCACAAUUUUGUUUACUAAGCUAAGGAAGCAUUAUGGCUUGGCUGUCACAGGAGUCGUAUCCAGCCUCCUCCAUGUAAGCUGUUUAAUGCUGUGUGUGUUUUCAGUCUUUGCCCCCGGCAGUCCUUUUGACUUGGGUAUUUUCUCUCUUCUCACAAGUAAGAACUCUUCCUUAAACCACGAGACACUGCAAAAGAACCAGCUGCAUAUUUACCCCUUCCAAAGAAACAUCAACCAACCCAUACUGCCAGAUCGUUCUUCAAUUCAUUGGACUAAUAAUACAGUGCUGUUGGACAGCGUGCAUGGGAGCGAUCACCCAGAAUCCUAUAUUUCAAUCAUUCUCUUGUUCUCAGGAGUGAUACUAGCCAGAAUUGGUAAGUAUACAUGAAAUUUGCCACCACAUGCGGAGUCACUUCACUGGGUAAAUGAUUCUAUGAACCAAAAACAGAUGUGAUGAUCUCUCUGAUACGUAUGGCCCACAUCAUCAUAGUAUUGACUGUUUCACAGUCUAAUAUAUUUAUUCUCACCACACCCCUGUUAGAUAGGGAAGUGCUGUUAUCUCCAUUCUACAGAUGGUGUCGGGAUUCUGGGCGAAGGUAGGCAGGACUAGUGGCAGGAGCUUAAGAGCCGGAAUCGGAAGCCUAAUCUCUCUA
Malaclemys terrapin pileata is the source of this 1054-nucleotide messenger RNA. Its product is annotated as solute carrier family 40 member 1-like. Gene Ontology annotation, biological process: iron ion transmembrane transport. The transcript has 2 exons. Lineage: Eukaryota; Metazoa; Chordata; Testudines; Emydidae. The record is from RefSeq and is a predicted model, not a curated record. Bases 1 to 789 code for a protein of 262 amino acids. Gene Ontology annotation, cellular component: membrane. Gene Ontology annotation, molecular function: iron ion transmembrane transporter activity.